Messenger RNA from Pogonomyrmex barbatus (red harvester ant), 1232 nucleotides. RefSeq names its product cytosolic iron-sulfur assembly component 1 (gene Ciao1). Gene Ontology annotation, biological process: iron-sulfur cluster assembly. The record is from RefSeq and is a predicted model, not a curated record. Gene Ontology annotation, molecular function: protein binding. Lineage: Eukaryota; Metazoa; Arthropoda; Insecta; Hymenoptera; Formicidae. Gene Ontology annotation, cellular component: cytosolic [4Fe-4S] assembly targeting complex; cytoplasm; mitochondrion.
UUCAAAAAUUUAAUCGUACAACACAUGAAAUAUCAACCUUGGCUUUAUCAGUAAAAACUUAUUGCUUAUUCUUCGUUAUCAUUUUCAAGAAUAUUCUGUAUACAAUUAACUGGUAUUUAUUGCUUGCAAAAAUUAGCAAAAAUUAAUGUUUAAUACUCGCUGAUAAUUGCGUCGAUUUUUCUAGAACACGGGAAAAAACGGUAACGAUGGGUAUAUUGGAACUAAAGCAAAGUUUAACCGGGCAUAAAGGCAGGGUAUGGAAUGUCUGUUGGCAUCCUAAAGGUAUAAAUCUUGCGUCUUGUGGCGAAGACAAAACAAUUAUAAUAUGGGGAUUGGAGGGACCCAAGUGGGUUACGAAAAUGAUCCUUACUGAGGGACAUUCUAGAACCAUUAGAGAACUGGCUUGGUCCCCCUGUGGUAAUUAUAUUGCAUCAGCGAGUUUUGAUGCUACUACUGCAGUGUGGGAUAAGAAGUCAGGACAAUUUGAAUGCAACUCAACGUUAGAAGGACAUGAACAUGAAGUAAAAAGUGUUAGCUGGUCAAUUUCUGGCCAAUUACUCGCCACAUGUAGUCGAGAUAAAUCUGUAUGGGUAUGGGAAGUGAACGAUGAUGAAUAUGAUUGUGCAGCUGUCAUUAAUAGUCAUACUCAAGAUGUAAAGAAGGUGAGGUGGCAUCCACAUGAAGAAAUCUUAGCUUCUGCCAGUUAUGACAAUACAGUAAAGAUAUUUAAGGAAGAUAUAGCCGAUAGCGACUGGUCAUGCAUCGCAACCUUGUCAUCUCAUACAUCUACGGUGUGGAGUCUUUCAUGGGAUGCAGUCGGUAAUCGAAUAGCAACAUGCAGUGAUGAUAAAACUAUAAAGAUAUGGCGGGAAUACAAACCUGGAAACGACACAGGCGUCGCUACACCAAACAACGAAUCAGUUUGGAAAUGCAUUUGCACACUGUCGGGAUAUCACACAAGAACAAUAUAUGAUAUCGAUUGGUGUAAGAUCACAGGGUUACUAGUGACAGCAUGUGGUGACGACAUUAUUAGGAUAUUUAAGGAGGACGAUAAUUGCGAUUCACAUCAACCAAAUUUCACACUGAUCUAUACAAUGGACAACGCACACGCUCAAGAUGUUAAUUGUGUACAGUGGAAUCCUACGGUUGCUGGACAACUCGCAUCUGCAAGCGACGACAGUACAGUGAAAAUAUGGUUUUACAGCGAAUAAAAUGUAUACAAUUGUAAAAUA